Vigna unguiculata (cowpea) is the source of this 1368-nucleotide messenger RNA. RefSeq lists its product as uncharacterized. NCBI's taxonomy places the organism in Eukaryota, Viridiplantae, Streptophyta, Magnoliopsida, Fabales, Fabaceae. Gene Ontology annotation, biological process: DNA-templated transcription. Gene Ontology annotation, cellular component: RNA polymerase III complex; RNA polymerase I complex. The record is from RefSeq and is a predicted model, not a curated record. Gene Ontology annotation, molecular function: protein dimerization activity; DNA binding.
ACCCUGAUAAUAAUUUUAUUUUUUUCUUUUUCUUUUUGCGAAAAAAGUAGAAGAAGAAGAAACUCAGCACGUAAACCACACCAACCCUAUAUUUCUUAAUUCACUUUCUUUCAGUUGCUAAUCCCACAGAAAGGGAGAACGAAGCACAAGGAUGCCUGGGGAAGACGAACCAAUGGCGGAACAAAGUAAUACUGGAUUAGGACUUGAUUAUAUAAUGAGCUUAGAAAAUGUUCCCACAAAGCUCCAUCCACAACUCCAAAUUUUCAACGAUGCUGGUGUGCAUACUGAUACUGUACAAAAUUCUGGUGCUUAUGCGCUUUCGGAAGCUGAUAAUAGUGUGCGGAUUGAUAGCUUCCGUGAAAACUUUAAAGUUGAAGUGAAGCGGCUUACUGAUAGUGAGAUGGAGUUUGAUAUAAUUGGUGUUGAUGCAUCAAUUGCGAAUGCAUUUCGAAGAAUUCUUAUGUCAGAGGUUCCAACAAUGGCUAUUGAAAGAGUGUAUAUCGCAAACAAUACAUCGGUUUUAAAAGAUGAAGUUCUUUCCCAUAGAUUGGGUCUCGUUCCAAUUCGUGCUGAUCCCAGGCUAUUUGAAUAUCCAGAUAAUGAAGGAGAUGACAGGAAUGAAAAGAACACCAUUGUGUUUGGUCUACAUGGACGUUGUGAAGUAAAACAAUCUCGUAUUAAGGUGAAAUCCGAUAAACUAAAGUGGUUACCCAAUGGGAGCGAGUUUCCCAGUGAAGAUAUCAAACCAAACACAGCAUCAACAAAACCAAAAACGUUUACAUCUUUUUCUUGCAGCCAAGAUUCACUUCCUGAAUUUUCCAACGAUUCAAUUGGUCUUACAUACCCAGAUAUUAUAUUAUCUAAACUUGGACCUGGUCAGGAAAUUGAACUUGAAGCACAUGCGGUUAAAGGCAUUGGUAAGACACAUACAAAAUGGUCCCCAGUUGCCCCUGCUUGGUAUCGGAUGCUUCCAGAGGUUGUACUCUUGAAAGAUGUUGUGGAUGAACAGGCUGAAGAAUUAAAAGAUAAGUGUAGGCCUAACGUGUUUGAUAUUGAAGACAUUGGAAAAGGUAAAAGAAGGGCAAAAGUAGCCAGACCAAGGAAUUGCACUGUGUGCAGAGAAUGCAUCAGAGGGGGCAAAGAAUGGGAAGAUCGUGUUUCUUUACGUCGGGUUAAAAAUCAUUUCAUAUUUACUAUUGAAUCAACGGGAGCAUUACCCCCUGAAGUGCUAUUUGCUGAAGCUGUGAAGAUUUUGGAAGAUAAAUGUCAAAGUGUGAUUAGUGAGCUUUCUUGAUUCUUUCUUUUUUGCUACGUCUUAAUCUUAAAUUCAAUAAAGUGGAUUAAUGUGAUCCAUGAUCAGUUCUUUUA